Molecule: messenger RNA, 1023 nt
Organism: Brugia malayi
Lineage: Eukaryota; Metazoa; Nematoda; Chromadorea; Rhabditida; Onchocercidae
Gene: Bma-mlt-11
Product: Kunitz/Bovine pancreatic trypsin inhibitor domain containing protein
Exons: 9
Coding region: 1-1023 (340 amino acids)
Source: RefSeq, a predicted model, not a curated record
AUGCCUGAAAAACCAAAAGAUUUUCAAACAACUAAAUUAGAAAAAUUUGACAAGCAUAUGAAUAAACCAAUUCAAGCAAUUAAAAAAUUGAAAGAUCAUUUUCAUAAAUUAAGUAAGAAAAAUAAAUCUGUAACAGCAGGUACUAUUUUACCAGUUACUCGAACUGUCGAUAAUAAUACAAGUAAAACAACUAAUGCAUCACGUACAACGGAUACAUCGCGUAGCGUAAUUUUUCAUUCUGUUGAAUCCACUCGUAACAAUGAAUCAUCACACGAAUCAUUUAUUAAUCGUAAUGUUGAACAAGUGGAAUCACAUAAUAUAAAAGAAAAUGAUAAAAAUGUUGAAUUAAUAGGAAAAAAGACCGAUAUCACAAACGAAAAAUCGCUAAUGAAUAGUCAAAAAUCGCCGCCAAAUGGAAAUGUUCGAUCAUCAUCAUCAUUUUUAAUGGAUUCAGAUAAAAUUGAAGCUAUAAAAAUUAAAUCACCCGUCGAAGUAAAAGUCGAAAAUUUAAGUGAUAAUGCAAUCGAACAACAACUUGCAUCAUUAAAUCAACGUUUAAAAAUAUUGAUAGAUGAAAACGAAAUGAUAAAAAAGCAUGAAGAACAGCUCUUUAUGACCAAAAAUCAAAUCCUUGCUAGAAUUGAUGUUUUAAAGAAGCAAAUUAGUGGAGCUAUGGAUCAUUAUCGCAUUAUAGCGCAUUCUUGCCGGGAAAAAAUUGAGAGGGAAGAAAUUCUUCAAAAUGAAAUGUUAAUGGAUUUAAAAGAGAGAGUUGAUAAACUUAAUGAUAUGUGCACAGAUAUUAAUAAUCAAGCAGAUGAUAUGAUAGUGACAUUGAAUACUUAUAACGCUGGUAAAAGUGAUGCAUUAUAUAUGAUUACUGCAUGUUCGGUUGAUUUUAUUGUACGCUUUUUCCAACAAAUUUAUACGACAAUUAUUUCAAUUACAAAGCAUUCUACAAAAGUAUUACUGGUAACAACAAAUUCAAUAUCACCAAAUACUAUUAGCAAAAGGGAAGAAAAUUGA